Dalotia coriaria is the source of this 1283-nucleotide messenger RNA. RefSeq names its product leukocyte surface antigen CD53-like. NCBI's taxonomy places the organism in Eukaryota, Metazoa, Arthropoda, Insecta, Coleoptera, Staphylinidae. Bases 283 to 981 code for a protein of 232 amino acids. The transcript has 4 exons. Gene Ontology annotation, cellular component: plasma membrane. The record is from RefSeq and is a predicted model, not a curated record.
CCGUGCGGGCACGAUUCGUCGUGGACGGGCAGAGUGCGAUCCCAGGUUCCUAUAACACAAAAACAACACUGAAAUUUCGCGCAACAAAGAGCGCUUCAAAUCGAAAUAUCAUAAAAUUAAAUAAUUUUAUAUGUGUUAAAUUUAAAGUGCUAAUUAUUACAUAUAUAAUCAACAAAGUGCGUCUUAAACUGACUUUCGUUUUUAAAAGCGUAUUUUCUCAUAAAUUUAUUUAUAAAAUAUAUUCAGUUUUAUUGUUGUCUGUGCCAGUGUAAACCAAUCAAAAUGGGUUGCGCCAUCGAGAUCGUCAAGUAUUUGGUGUUUAUAUUUAACCUGGUAUUUUCGUUGAUAGGAGUAGCGCUAUUAGUAAUCGGCGUCUACUUUCACUUCAACAUGUACAGCCUAGGAGUGGAUGAAGGAGCCCCAAUGUACCUGAUAGCAGUUGGUGCAGUCGUGUUUAUCAUCUCAUUUUUCGGCUGUGUGGGCGCCAUUCGUGGCAACAGUUGCAUGCUUAAAACGUACGCUGUGCUGUUGAUACUCCUCUUGAUUAUACAAAUCUGCAUCGGCACUUAUGAUUUCAUCGCCCUCAAAGACGUUAAGUCCGUACAGAAGGAGGUCAAAGAGAAUGUUCAAGAAAUGUUCGAUAACUACAACGCGACUACCAACGCCCGCGAAGAAAUGGACAACUUACAACAAUUGUUGACCUGUUGUGGUGUAAAUGGCCCAGAAGAUUGGCUCAACAACAUCCCUCUGAGUUGUUGCCAGAUCCCUGAAGAAUCUACCAAAAAAGUCUGCACGCGUACGAGUAAUACUCUUUCAACUGACGGAUGCGCAAAACGCGGUACAAGCAUGAUGCUCUAUAUCCUGCGAGCAAUCGGUUAUGUCCUUUUCGCCACGGGCGUUUGGGAAUUGCUUGGUAUUUUUGGCGCGUUCUGUUUGAUAAAUUCGCUUAAGAAUCAAUACAGAAGAGGUGUCUAUGCUUAAUCGUACUUGAUGCCUAUAAGAGAGUACUUUACUGACAAAUAGAAGAGUUCUCAAAAGUGUUUUGACACUUAACUCUUGAGUGCACUUAUCUAAUAAGAUACAUUUAUGUGUUUACUUAUUUAUAAAAGCAAAUUUUUGUAUAUUACAUUGUAUUUUCUAUAAUUAAGUGCUUUCUUCUCUUUCUUUCACCUUUCCGCGAUAUUUGAAGUGGAAAGAAUAAUUUUGUACAUUUAGAAGACUGCCACCGUAUAUAUGUGUAAAAUGUAUGUAGUAGUAAAUAAAGUUGGUCGAAAACAAAACAA